Molecule: messenger RNA, 1350 nt
Organism: Pyricularia pennisetigena
Lineage: Eukaryota; Fungi; Ascomycota; Sordariomycetes; Magnaporthales; Pyriculariaceae
Exons: 1
Coding region: 1-1350 (449 amino acids)
Source: RefSeq, a predicted model, not a curated record
AUGCCUACCAUAAAGAAGUUCUGCCCGUCCGAUUUCGUAUCCUUUUACGAAUUCGACCCGGCCUCGGAUAGGAGAUGCAUAUAUCUUACACAAAAGAAGUUCAGGUGUAAGCUUUCCUGUCACCAGGAGGACAGAGACAGAGCCUGCAAGCUCUACAUCAGGUUCACCACCACCGAUGAGCUCCCUGACCUGGAGCAGGUCCAGGAGUACGCAAAGCUCAACUGCUGUAGAGGCAAGCGAAUUUGGCACCAGGACCGCAUAGAAGACCAGGGAAAUCUAGUACCACUGGCGGAGAGGUGGCUGGACGAGAUUCGACUGCGGAUGGGCGAAAAGACCGUCCAACACGCGGCACGGACAGCGUCGAUAACCACCAACAACGGCAUUGCCCAAGCUCAGGCUGCAUCCCCAUCGAGCGCCACCAAUCCCAGCAGCCCUGCGCCUCCACAGUCCACACCACGAUACAAUCUCCGCAGCCGCCAGGUGGCCGGAUCUGCAGGACAGUCCAGCGGUCCGGCUGCUCCCCCCAAGUUUGCCGAAUAUGACACCGAACCCACGGAUGAUGUCGCCUCCGCUUUCCGCCGGCCGCUAGGAAAGCGUCGGGACUGGGAAUGCGGAUGGGUGUACGCUUUCGACCGCUCCUCGACGCCAGGCCAUGUUAAAAUCGGCUGGACGGCGAGAUCGGUCGUCAAACGCCUUGAGAGUUGGGCCAAAUGCGGGUGUCCGCCGCGGCUUGUGCACAGCACCGACGCCAUCCCGCACGCCCAUCGCGCCGAAGCCCUCGUCCACUGCGAACUGGCGCGGGAGAGGCGUAAGGAGCGAGGGUGCCAGUCCUGCGGCGGGACGCAUAUAGAGUGGUUCGAGGUCAGCCGCGAGAGGGCGACGCAGGUUAUCAAAAACUGGGCCACAAUAUUUUCAACGAAUCCGUAUGAUGGGGAUGGAAAAUUGAAGGAAGUUUGGGUCCGCGUUAUCGGCGGUGUUGUCAAGGAUGGCGAAGCGAUGAAUGCAGAGGCGUUGUUGGCUCGCUACGCGUUGCUGUCUGCCAGGGGGGCCUCAGUCUUGACUCCCGCGCAGGACGUCAAGGCUGCAUCCCCGCCGCGGUCAGCCCCCGCGAAAACUCCCGCGAUGCCCCGUCAAGCGCACCCAGCUGGUUGUGAACCUGAUAUAUCCCGCGGGGAGCGUGGUCUGGACGCAUCGGUUGAAGCAGCCGCUCUGAAAUGUGUGUUGAACCAGUUGUCGCUGGAGCUGUUGAAGCUGAUCCAGGCGCAAAUUGUGCUUUCGCCGCCCUUACCACGCCUGGAGCAGGUUCGGCCGCCUUCUAAAGUUUUGGAAACCCCAAUACUUGCUACAUAA